AUGAUGGCUAAAUUACAAUUUCCAUCAUUAGUGAAACGACAUUUCCAAAACGACCAUGUGCAGCAUAUUCCUACAGAGAAGACCAUCAAAGCUAUUUAUGAUAAGUUUCUUGAAAUAGGAUUGGUACAUGAUCGUGAACGAUCAGGAAGACCAUCUGUAACAGCAUCCAAAAAAUUAGAUAAAAGUGCUGAAGUUUUGUCAAACAAUUCGAUGAAUAGUGUUCGCCGUGUUUUUCAAGAAGUUAAUAUGUCGAAGUCGGUGGCCCAUCGUGCAAGGCAUGAUGUUUUAGGAUAUAAACCAUGUUACAAUAUUUUGGGCGAUGGAACUCCAGCACAAAUUAUUCCAAUGUUGACGGGUAUGCAAGAAAAAGAAUUGCCAUCGACACUCCAUCGUGAUAAAAACGGCUCAUUUGUCAAUGUCUAUCCAUUUGUUUGGAAUAAAUAUCGAGAUCAAGGCUAUGUUACAGGCUAUGCUGAAGAUGGACCCAAUAUCGGAAUUUGGACAUUACGGUUGAGAGGUUUUAAUCAAACGCCGACUGAUCAUUAUAUGCUACCAUUCUACCGACUACCAGUAACCAAAUCUUUCUUGUAUGCACAAAACUCCUAUUGCUUUGGCAAUCAAACAUCGUUCGAAUUAUUUCUUUCAUACAUCCGGCGAUUUUGGACAUCGUAUCCGACAGAUAACAAAUUUUUUUUUGGUUUCUUCAAACAGUAUACGCACGAUGAUUAUUCACGAGGUUCGUUGACCGAUGCACCUAUAUUUGAUCUACUUCGCACGCUACAUAAAUCUGGUCAACUUGAACGUACUGUUUUCAUUCUAAUGACAGAUCAUGGAGCACGAUUUUCAGCGGCUCGUCAUACACCACAGGGCACAAUUGAAGAACGUUUACCAUUCAUGAGUUUCAUUUUACCAUCGAGCUUUCGUCAAAAGUAUCCACGUGCAGUCAAUGCACUUCGAACGAAUAUCAAUCGUUUGACUACUCCAUUGGAUGUUCAUGCUACACUUCUAUCUCUACUCGAUAUGAACGAGGCGAGCAGUACAAAUAAUGUCAAUGUCACACAACGAGCUAUCUCUCUGUUUAAUGUUAUACCAGCACAACGAACAUGUGAUCAUAUUAAACUCGCGCCGCACUGGUGUUCAUGUCUGCAUUGGCAAAAAGUCAAUGUGAAUGAUAUCAAAAUUAAACAGGCAGCCAAACAUAUUGUUAAUUAUAUCAAUCAACUUCUUUCAACUGGACGCCAGUCGUUAUGUCGUCCUCUUAUACUUGACUCAAUUCGUAGUGCACAAAUGUAUAGACCUAAGAAAAAUUUUUCAGUAUCAGUAGAUCGACGUGUUCGAGUACUUGCCCACUGGAAUAAGGCGAAUGAUGUUGUUUUCUAUCAAAUUACUUUUCGAACAAAACCGAAUGGAGCUAUAUUUGAGGCAACAACUCAAUACACAAGUCAAACUGGUAGUCUAAGCACUGAUCAUACUCAUAUUAGCCGUCUCAAUGCUUACAAAUCAUCGGCUGAUUGUAUCGUUGUUUGUUUUCUCGACUGA
This is a messenger RNA of Rotaria sp. Silwood1, 1539 nucleotides long. Lineage: Eukaryota; Metazoa; Rotifera; Eurotatoria; Philodinida; Philodinidae. The record is from the annotation of a GenBank genome assembly.